UUGGCCUCCCAAAGUGCUGGGAGUAUAGGUAUGAACCACCAUGCCCGGCCUCAUGUGACUAGUCCUACAGAGGCCCUCGAUGGCCUGGAAUGAUUGAUUCCAGGACCCCGUCUUCUCAUCCCAAAGCACCAAACCCUACUGACAAGGAAAGGACCCCCAUUUCAGAACUUCCAUGGCCACCACCCAACCCUGGGAUUGGCAACUUUGCAACCUGGGCUUCCCCAAUAAUCAGAUUUACGAUUGAAGUAAAGCCCUUGGUCAAGUUCACCAGUAGGGAGCUCAGCUUGAAGAGGAUGCCGUCCCGAAAACAGACAGGGGUCUUUGGAGUCAAGAUUGCAGUGGUCACCAAGAGAGAGAGGUCCAAGGUGCCCUACAUCGUGUGCCAGUGUAUGGAGGAGAUCGAGCACCGCGGCACGGAGGAGGUGGGCAUCUAUCGCGUAUCCAGAGUUGCCACGGACAUCCAGGCACUGAAGGCAGCUUUCGGCGUCAAUAACAAGGAUGUGUCGGUGAUGACGAGCAAGAUGGACGUGAACGCCAUCACAGGCACGCCGAAGCUGUACUUCUGUGAGCUGCUGGAGCCCCUCUUCACUGACGAGUUCUACCCCAACUUCACGGAGGGCAUCGCUCUUUCAGACCCGGUUGCAAAGGAGAGCUGCAUGCUCAACCUGCUGCUGUCGCUGCCGGAGGCCAACCUGCUCCCCUUCCUUUUCCUUCCGGACCACCUGAAAAGGGUGGCAGAGAAGGAGGCAGUCAAUAAGAUGUCCCUGUGCAACCUCGCCACUGUCUUUGGCCCCACGCUGCUCCGGCCAUCAGAGAAGGAGAGCAAGCUCCCUGCCAACCCCAGCCAGCCCAUCACCAUGACUGACAGCUGGUCCUUGGAGGUCAUGUCCCAGAGUGUUGGGGCUGUGUUCAGCUGA
This is a messenger RNA of Nomascus leucogenys (northern white-cheeked gibbon), 917 nucleotides long. Its product is annotated as breakpoint cluster region protein-like. Lineage: Eukaryota; Metazoa; Chordata; Mammalia; Primates; Hylobatidae. The transcript has 7 exons. Gene Ontology annotation, cellular component: membrane. Gene Ontology annotation, biological process: positive regulation of GTPase activity; signal transduction. Bases 90 to 917 code for a protein of 275 amino acids. Gene Ontology annotation, molecular function: GTPase activator activity. The record is from RefSeq and is a predicted model, not a curated record.